Molecule: messenger RNA, 3967 nt
Organism: Thunnus maccoyii (southern bluefin tuna)
Lineage: Eukaryota; Metazoa; Chordata; Actinopteri; Scombriformes; Scombridae
Product: plakophilin-3-like
Exons: 13
Coding region: 166-2496 (776 amino acids)
Biological process (GO): cell-cell adhesion; cell-cell junction assembly
Cellular component (GO): adherens junction; plasma membrane; nucleus
Molecular function (GO): cadherin binding
Source: RefSeq, a predicted model, not a curated record
GGAUUUUGAUUGCCCCCCCCUCCACGCUCCAGGACCCGCCUACAGGCGGACUGGCUGCGGACUGGUCUCCAUUUUUGUAGCGGACCCUCAGUCACCGGACGAGCCGCGACUGCAGUCGGACAGUUUUCUCUGUGCCUGGUGAAGUUGUGAUUCUCCGCGGUCAGUAUGAGUGUCGCGGUGGAAGGCUGCUUUCUGUCCGCUCUGCAGCCUACCUCCUCCUGCACCGCUUAUGUGCUUCCCUCGGACGGCCCGUCUCCGGACCCGAUGGCUAAGGCCAGGAGGGUCCGGGAGCAGGUCCGGAUGCGGCUGGCCGAGAAGAAGUCCUCCUCCUUACCCAGACUGGACGACUCGCUGCUGGACGCAACAGACUACAGUUUUCCUGCAGCAAAGAGCCACACUCACACCCUUGGCUUCAGUUCCAGAUCCAUGAUACACACACCCAGCCGGGUCAUGGCUGUGCCCACAGUACCCCUGCACUCCUCUGGUUUCUCCUCUCGCUCUGCUGUGGAAAGCAGUUCCAGGGUGAACCAUUCAGGAGCCAGCAUGGUCCAGAAGAGCUACCAAGCCACCCAAUCACAGAGCAGAAGCAGACGCUCUAAGUCGCUGUGCCAGGCAGACCAGGAGGGACUUCCUCUGACUGUGUUGGUACCUCCAGAGAACACCUCCUACCCGACCACCGUGCCUCCCCCCGGCACCCUAAGGCGCAGCCUCAGCGGAACACUGGCCCAGGGGAGAGGGUACUGGCAGGAGGAGGAGCUGCCAUACCAGUACACCUACAAAGGCCCCUCUCACCGCACCAUCAGCCGUAUCACCAACCGUCAGCAGCACUACCAGCAGCAGAGCUCCGCUUUUGGCCAGGAUGGCUGGGGGUCUGGCAGGGGGGUUCCCAUGGCAGGGGAUGGCUGGGGGGCACAGUGGCAGCAGCACGUCUCCAGGGCCAGCCAUGCAGGGACAGGGCAGUACCAAGCUGCCCUGCACCGGGCAGCCUCGCUGCGCAGCGUGAGGAGUGUUGGGAAAGGAGUGGAUGUUUUGGAGGGUGCAUCAAUACACAGCAACGACCCACUAGGAGGGUUGCAGGGUCUGGACAUGCCUACAGCUGUCAGAUAUCUGUCCGAGCCAGACACUGCCUUGCAAGUUCUGGGAGCUGCAUAUAUACAACACCAGUGUUACCAUAGCAACGAUGCUAAAAACCAGGUCCGUGUUCUGCAUGGUGUUCCAGCUCUGGUUCAGCUUUUCUCCAGUGACAACCAGGAAGUGCAGCGUUUUGCCACCGGCGCCACACGGAACCUCAUCUACGAGAACGUUGACAACAAGGCGGCGCUCAUAGAUGCCAAUGGUGUGAAGCAUCUCGUCAGCAUCCUGGGCGAACCCGACGAUGAGCUUCGAAAGAACAUCACUGGUGUACUGUGGAAUCUGUCCUCUAGAGACAACCUGAAGGAGAAGCUGUCCAAAGAAGCUUUAUCAGAUCUGACAGAGAAAGUACUGAUUCCUCUGUGCGGUAGCAUCCCACUCAGCCCAUCUGAGAGAGAUAUCUUUUACAACACCACCGGCUGCCUCAGGAACUUGAGCUCAGUGAAUGAGAGGACGAGACAGAAGAUGAGAGAAAUGCGAGGCCUGGUGGACUCUUUGGUAUCCUACAUUCAACAAGAAGACAGGGCAGAUGACAAGGGUUUGGAGAAUUCGUUGUGCGUGCUGAGGAAUCUGUCCUACCAGCUGUACUCAGAGCUUCCUCCUUCAGUUCGACACCGUCUGGAGGGCCCAACCAGAGACUCUGCAUCCAGGAACAGCGAGGCUAUCGGCUGCUUCACCUUGUAUGGCAAAAAACACUCAGAGCAGCGUAACCAGAAUCUGUUCAUACUGUCUGAGGUGUCCCGACAGCCUAAAGGGGCUGAGUGGCUGUGGCACCCUAAGGUGGUGAUACUGUACAAGCACAUUCUGCAAAACAGCAACAGUGGCUCCAUCAGCCGUGAGGCUGCCAUAGGAGCCCUGCAAAACAUCACUGCAGGAGAUGCCAGGUGGUCGUCAGUGCUGAGUGGUGUGGUGUUGGAGCAGGAGAGGAUGCUGCCCAUCCUGCUGGAUCUGUUAGACACCAAUAAUGAAAUGGAGCUGAGGCCUCUGACCGGCCUGCUGAGAAACCUGGCCAGACAUUCCACCAACAAGGACCACAUGGCUAAGAGCAUGGUGAAUGUGUUGGUGUCCAAGCUGCCUAGUGAUGGCCAUCAGAAAACACCAUCCAGCGAGGUGGUGGUUAACAUCUGUGGAGCGCUCAAUCACCUUGUCACCUGCAGUUCCCUGGCAGCACGUGACAUCUCAUACUUCAACGGCCUGCCCAAACUGAUCGGCAUCAAAACAUCCCACGAUCACAGCUCUGGGAGUCUAAAAGCUGCCAGAGCAGCAUCAACUGUCCUCUGCAACAUGUUCCAGUACAACAAGCUGCACAAAGACUUCAAACUGAAAGGAUUUGCUCGUCGAGAUUUCACAGAUGCCACCAUCUAAGCUGCAAGGCAUUACAUGAUUGAUUCCAAGCGUUUGACCUCACGGGUCAAGGUUGCUUUGAGGAAUAGAAGAUGAGCAGAAAGAUAUAAUGAGCAGAUGAUCUAACCAUGAUGGACUUAAAGGAAGAGACAAAAUGGACUGGAGCCAGUGGAACGAUGGGACUAAGUUUGUCCUCUUUCUGGUGGUUUUGUGUUUAACUUGGCUUGGUGUACAGCAGAUAGGCUGUGAUGAUGUCAAUUUACCACUAAUGCUCAAGCACACACAGUGGACUUCACCCUGCAAAAAUUGUUACAUGCUCUGUGUGUAUAUUUAGGGUUUGACUGAUAUUCUUUUUUACACUAAUUUUUUUUUUUUACACUAAUUCCAAUUAUUUUGGACUUUUGCUGAUAGCUGAUAAAAUUAAUGGUGCUCUAAAUUUCAGUUAUAUUUCAAAGUGUUGGGUAUAGAAUGAUCUGAUUUUCCUCAGUUUACUUGCAGUUGACAGCAAGCCUGACAGGGAGGGUGUGAUGUGUGCUGAAGUUGGCAAUAGCUUGUCAUACUUACCAAUCAGGGACAUGAUCCCUCACCGGCUUCCCACUCACAAACACCUCUGUGUUAGUUGCACACAACCAUGUUAAGCCCGCACUGUAUAUCAGAAAACCAAUACAUCAGUCUGACCCUAUUGUUUGUGUGCACGUGUGGCUAUGAAUGUGCUGUAGUAUGUCUAGUUAAACCAUUAUGUUGUUUUUGUACAGAAAGCUUUCAAAUCAAGCCAAGGACAUAGAUGGGGCGAUAAAGACUUAUUUUAACUGGAACCAGCCUGCAGCCAGUUAUGCAAAUAGGCAUAGAGCCAGAAGUUCACAAGACUGUCCAACCUGGACCAUAAGUCAUUUAAAUAAUUGUAGAUUUACUUAACUAUCAUGAUACCAUCUCUGGAUUCAUUUAAUUUUACUUUGUAGCAAGAAGGUGUGAUGCUGUAUUCAUGUUAUGUCAGAUUUACUAUAAAUAUAAGCCGUCAUUCACAUCAGCCUUUUAGUGGUAAAUAAGUGUUCAGUCAGGGGACACACAAGUGAUGCAGUCUAAAGAUUAUAACAGUUUAUUAAAACAGUAUUUCAUUCUAUGAAGGAUAUUUGGUGUUGAUGAAAUCUGCCUGAGCAGCUACAGUAUAGACUGGUUUGUGACAGCAGAACAGCAAAGAGGUAAAGUAGUUUUUUUAUUUGCCUCCACAAGCAUGUUCAUGUCCUGUACACAUAAUCCAGUAAAUUUAUGGGGUAAUGUUAAUAAGGUAGAGACCGGGAGUUUUAAAACAAAUUUUGAAGAAUAAAACACUAAGUGGUCCAUUAAGAUGAAUUCAUUUUUUGUGUUGUCUGACAUUUCCUGUCCAUAUGACUGGCAAACAUGGUGGAAUGAUGUAAACUGAUGUUGACAGUCUAAGGUAAUAUGAGUAAAAAAUGACCAUAUCUGUUCAUUAAUAAAAUCAAAACUACUCACA